Glarea lozoyensis ATCC 20868 is the source of this 2988-nucleotide messenger RNA. RefSeq names its product ARM repeat-containing protein. Lineage: Eukaryota; Fungi; Ascomycota; Leotiomycetes; Helotiales; Helotiaceae. Gene Ontology annotation, cellular component: GID complex. The transcript is spliced from 4 exons. Gene Ontology annotation, molecular function: protein binding. The record is from RefSeq and is a predicted model, not a curated record. Gene Ontology annotation, biological process: proteasome-mediated ubiquitin-dependent protein catabolic process. The coding region runs from base 1 to 2988 and encodes 995 amino acids.
AUGUCUCGACAUUCGUGGAUGACACAAAUUCGAAAUGCUAGAACAGCAGCGGAGCAGACGGCAGUUUUGAGGGCAUUGAAGAAUGACAUUGUUGGGCAUCCUCUGAGGAAACAGCAUGUGGUCGCAGGAGGAAUAAUAGAACCUGUUAGCCGUCUGAUACUCAAUAAGGCCAGUCCAGGAAAUGAUGGCAAAGCUCACGAUCACAGCUUUGCUGCUAGGCCGUUGAGCGAGGAUGAGUCUGUGAGACUACAGGGCCUACAGAUUCUAGCCAGUAUAGCAAUGGGAGGUCCUUCUUUUUUCACCCCACUACAAUCUGCGCUACCAGCAAUUCUAUCGAAUAUAUGCCCCUCAAACAAUCCUGCCAAGCUUGUCUUAUCCUCUCUUCAGGCACUUUCAAAUCUUGCCGACUGUGCAGCGCUAUUGUCGGGCCUCCACUCUGUCAAUUUAGAUACAAUCGCAGACGCGGUUUUCACCCGCCAGUAUGUCGCAGCUCUUUCGCGGAUUUUGUCCCAGACAAGUACCUCCGCGAUAGUUCAACGUCAGGUCACAUUGGCAACCUUGUUAGUAACAAAGCUGUGCAAGGAAGAACGAUACCAACAAAUACUAGCUACCUCGGGGGUUCUAGACGCAUUAGCGACUAGGCUAGCAGGAUAUAUUGUUGGUGAAGGCUUUGUCAUACCUGGGGCAGAGACAAUCGCCCAGAGAGAUGGUCUCGCGGAGUAUUUUCCAAAGGAUAUCUCGUCGAACGUGCCACUGGCACUGCUAUUGGAGGCAAUUUCGCUCAUAAUUGCCAAUUCCAAGUUUCGAGCUUCCCAGCUUUUAUAUUCCCCGUCUAUUCUUGCGGUAUUCCCGGUUUCCUCAGAUACGGUUAUCCCUCAGUCCACACGCACGGCUUGGAAUGCUUUUGUUGUUGCCGGAUUGAGUGGUCGGCAGAGCCAGCUCAAUGCUGUCGAUUAUCUUUUACCAUAUGUACCUGUUCAGCAAUUGAAAAGUGCCAGUACUCAGAUAUCUGCUUUCCCUCCUCUUGGGACUUCUGGAUCACGAGAAAACCUGCAUCUUAAUGGGAGAUCAAGUUCGGGCAAUAAAUAUGCCGGGGCUUCUAAUUGGGGCGAUUUCGGCAUCGGCGACGCUGCAGUCACCUCAGAGCCUACCGCUUCCGAGACUGAAGAGCAAGAAAGUCCUCUCAUUCCUUACCUACUUGUUCUUUUCAGAUCCAAAGCCGGCAUGGAGUGCUUGAUGGCAGCGUCAGUUCUUACUAUUCUCUACAGGGUAGGGUUGACCAAAAAGUCUAGAGAAGCAGACAUUGGUCUCUCGGUGGUUCCACGCUUGGUGAGAAUGCUUGACGACAGCAUACUACCAGCGAAGGGUAAAGACUUUUUGGCAGACAUGGAAAAUCAAACAUUCGAAUGGACUAUUAAAGAAAUGGCACCCGCUGUGCUGUCAUUGCUUAUGACUGAUAGCGAGAUCUUGCAAAAAGCAGCAUUUGAUGCACAUGUUAUAGGCAAACUCGCUAAAUUAUUGAAGAUAUCGUACGAUCCGGUCAUAGAGACGCCAGAGAUAGAGACUUGGUCGCCUCAUGAGGAAGGCGAUCUCAACAUGGGAUCGGAUACUUUCAAAGCAGUUUCUCAAGGGCAGCCUCCUUUACUAGCCCAUAAAAUUAGGGUCAGAGAAAGUACGCUAAAAGCCAUUGCUGCUAUUUCACUUUUCAAAGACGAGUACCGGAAAGCAGUAGUUGAGCAAGGGGUAAUUCCAUACAUAGUGGAAUCGAUGAAUCCCACUCCUAGUAAGCCACUACCACGAUUGGAAAAUGGCGAUAGACCGCCCAAGGCCACCGUGGAAACAGUGGCACAGGAUGGGUACGGAAUCAACACAGUGCACGUACUCAUUGCCGCAUGCGGUGCGGUUAGAGCGUUAUCACGAUCAGUCGCGACCGUAUGCAACCUCGUGACCGAUGUCAGUCCUAUGCGUGAUGAGAUAGGAGAAGCGGGGGUUCUCAAAAUUUUGUGCUUGCACGUACAUUCGACGAAUGCCAAACUGAGAUUGAAUGCUCUUUGGGCUCUGAAACACUAUGUACACUCAGUCAGCAACGACCUGAAGAAGAUAUGCUUAGAAGAACUCGGUCAAGGAUGGCUGGUACAGCUCAUUUGUGAUGAUACUGAAGAUGAAGCUCUCCUUUCAUCAAGGACUGGUGGUGAAGCUGGGGAAGGUUCGAGCUUGGAUGAUGAUAUGGACGAAGACAUGGAAGUGGAUCAGUUCGAAGACAGCCUUGCUUCUGGCAUGGGUACAUCCUUCGGCCGUUCCAAUAAUUCCAGGCCUAGUAGCAGCCGAAGCAAAUCGAUUAAGCAAGCUGAGUUGCGUCUUGCAGCAUUACGGGAAGCCGAGACAAACCCGGUCAGCAAGGCUAGGAAAGAUGAUAUUGCCGUACAAGAACAAGGACUUGAUUUUAUCAGAAAUCUCAUUGGAGGAGCUGGCGCUGGCGGCAAUAAAGCAACUACUGAGAUGAUUGAUUUCCUUUUCCUCGCACUUGGUCAAGAUAGAGUUUUUGAAAUUCUAGCCUCCAAGCUUAAGUCGAAGAUCAUCCACCCAUCAAAUAGACGUGGCGCACCGACGGAGAGAAUAGUUGUUCCCCCUCAGUCCGAGAUUAUUGCAGCGGUAGGGUACAUUCUUGUCCAUAUGGCAGCCAGUGUUCCGCGCCAUCGACAGUUGGUCAUCGCGCAAACCGAGCUGCUCAAGCUUCUGGUUCCACAAUUCAAUCAUUCUAGUAUUGAAGUACGCUUAGCACUUUGCUGGCUGAUCACCAAUCUCACGUGGAUGGACGACGCAAAUGAUACCCAGGCAUGUUGUCAGCGAGCGAAGGAAUUGAAGAGCCUCGGCUUCUUGGAAAAACUGGAGAUGUUGCAACACGACCCGGAAUUGAACGUGAGAGAGCGGGCCAAAUCUGCAAUUUGGCAAUUGAAGCAGGGCAUCGAAUAUGAGGAUGAUUGCUGA